AUGGAACCUCAUUCGUGUGUGGCUUGCCAGUCAAGACUAAUCUUCACGUUAAAAAAUCAUGCCGUGGAAUCCACAACAAAAGGAUGGUACGAAUACAUCAACGAGAAUUAUUACACUGCAGGGCAAGCAUACGUCUUCAACAUUAGCUACGAGCAAGCAAUAUCACAAGCUCGACGCGGAUGCGAGCUUUUCAUGUGGCUUGUGACUCUUCGCCGUCCGGAUACACGCUUUGGGAGUUUUUUGCGGGCAUAUCUUCUGGGCACCGAGGAGGAACAGCUUGUGCUUGACUGGGUGAAUGAGUUGAAGGACCAUAUCGAUGGAGCUACUCCAAAUGCGCAGGUCAUUAUUUGCGCUGAUGAAGGGGAUGCUGCUGCUUCUGAAAUAACUCACCGUCCACCUAACUGGGACCCUGCUUCAAAACCUUCAAUGCAGAAGAACCGAGACUGGUUAGAUGCUUGUGAUGGAUCUCAUAUAGAAUGCCAAAAUCUACGAAAAACACUCCCGGCUAAUCAAAACGGUUCCAAGACAUUAGCAAUACCUCGACGACUGAUAGAGAUUACCAACUUUACCCCAACUCCAACGCUACGCUUGAUUGAAACAGACACAUCAAGGAAGAGACCUUACACAGCGCUAAGCUACUGCUGGGGCGGGGAUCAGAAACUGAAACUACUCCAACAAAACAUAGUUUCUCUGUCGACAGAUAUUCCGUACUUGAGUCUUCCGAGCACAAUACGUGAUGCAGUCCAUGUCUCCACUGAGCUCGGAUUCGAGCACAUCUGGAUCGACGCUUUAUGUAUUAUCCAGGACUCCGACCACGACAAGAUGGAAGAAAUUUCGAGAAUGGGCGAAAUCUAUGAACAAGCAGCCCUCACAAUCUCCGCUGCCCGCGCAAAGGCCGUGGACGAGGGUUUUCUCAAGAGUCGAUAUAUUCCAGGUGAAAGGGGUUUUCGAAUACCCUACUUAUGCCAAGAUGGGAAGAUAGGUUGCGCUAUAUUUUGGAAGGGAAGGGAGCCAGGAUUUUGGGACCCAAUCCAUCAAAGAGCAUGGUGUCUUCAAGAGUCUAUCCUAUCACCCCGUGUUCUCGAAUUCGGCACACACAACACCCGAUGGCACUGCAUCCAGAAUAGAAAUGAAGAUUCAAGCCCGGAGUUUGACGGGUGGAUUGGGGAUUCCCGCAUCUUUACGCGACACCACAUUUCUAGUCGGUUAGUUCAAGGAAUGCAUUGGGCUGCCCUUGAAGACCCAGAUGUAUUCACCAGCAUGUGGGAGAGCUUGAUAAUGCAUUAUACAUGUCGAGGGAUAGGGUUCCAAGAAGAUAGGCUUCUGGCUAUUUCGGCAAUUGCGAGGAAGAUGGGCCAUAUCCCACAGAAAGAGUACAUGGCCGGGCUGUGGCAGGAAGGCUUAACCCUCAUUAUGUGGAAGCCUUCGGAUGCUAAGCAGAGCCAGAACAACGGGGACAUCAGGCCCAAAACUUACGUGGCGCCUUCUUGGUCAUGGGCAUCUAUUGGGCGCGCGGUGGAGUUUCCUAAUACUACGUUAUUGCACGACUUGAAGAUUAUAGAUGUUGAAAUCAGAACCCCCAUCCCGAGCGACGAGUUCAGCGCCGUGAUCAGCGCUACACUGACGAUACGUACGUUGGCUGUGCCUUGUCGUUUUAAACAUACUUCUACGACAGUAUGGAGCCAUGGUUUACAACAGGAGUUGGGGAUUUUCGCAGAAUUCGACCUUGGUGAUCAAUAUGUCCUGGACGUGCAAGAUGAUGGGGAGGGUGUGCUGGCUUGGAUAUCAACGCAAGGAGGCCUCGUACUAAAGAAACAUGCGGAGAGUGUGUUCUAUUCACGUGUCGGCGUAUUCAGCGAGAAUUUUGGUUUUGAAUUCUCUGAAUGCGACAGGAAGGAGAUGGAAGUGGUAAUCAUUUAA
Molecule: messenger RNA, 1920 nt
Organism: Clonostachys solani
Lineage: Eukaryota; Fungi; Ascomycota; Sordariomycetes; Hypocreales; Bionectriaceae
Source: the annotation of a GenBank genome assembly